This is a messenger RNA of Balaenoptera ricei (Rice's whale), 546 nucleotides long. It is a transcript of the gene SMIM44, whose product is annotated as small integral membrane protein 44. The transcript is spliced from 2 exons. The record is from RefSeq and is a predicted model, not a curated record. Lineage: Eukaryota; Metazoa; Chordata; Mammalia; Artiodactyla; Balaenopteridae. The coding region runs from base 106 to 546 and encodes 146 amino acids.
GCAGAUGGAGGCCGUGGGGGAGCCCCAAAUCCUCUUACCCAAAAGCUCCUUAAUACUUCCGCCCGGCGGGUCACCACCGGGCCUCUCCUGCUCCAGGUGGCUGCCAUGCCAGCGCUGGCAGUCGAGGAGGGGAUGGAGGGCUGGAGCCCGGCCUCGCCACUCUAUGAGGAGUACCGCCCGCCGCCGCUGGACACCAUCCGCCUCCCCAGGUACGCUCUGUACCUGCUGCUGGCUGCGUUCCUGGUGGUGGCCGUAGCCUACGCCAUUGUCGGGCAUCUCAUCAAGGACCUCGCCCACGACCUGGCCGACUGGGCAUUCGGCCCGAAGCCGGACCAGGAGGAUGCCCCCCGAGAGCUGCCCGAGAGCCCCGAGGGCGAGGACCUGGAGGAGCUGGACCUGCAGCUGGCGCUGGCCUGGCAGGUUGACGAGGACGCUGCUCGGGGCGGCGAGGGGGCCCCCGCAGAAGCCCCCGCCCAGCCCCGUCGCCACCCCUCCAUCGCCUUCAAAGACCCACCAGCCCAAAGCUCCUUCUGGAAGCUGGGCUGA